Tauraco erythrolophus (red-crested turaco) is the source of this 769-nucleotide messenger RNA. The record is from RefSeq and is a predicted model, not a curated record. NCBI's taxonomy places the organism in Eukaryota, Metazoa, Chordata, Aves, Musophagiformes, Musophagidae.
AACGUUUCCUCUUGCUUUGGAUGUUGGCUCUGGAAGAGGUUACAUAGCUCAACACUUAACAAAGGAAACCAUUGAAAAACUUAUUCAAGUUGAUAUUGCAGAGAAUGCUUUAAAAAAUGCUGUAGAAUCUGAAAUCCCUACGGUCAGUGUUGUAGCUGAUGAGGAAUUCCUUCCCUUCAGAGAAGACACCUUUGAUCUUGUUCUUAGCAGCUUAAGUUUACACUGGGUGAAUGACCUUCCUAAAGCUUUUAGAGAGAUUCACCAGGUUCUUAAGCCAGAUGGAGUAUUCAUUGGUGCAAUGUUUGGGGGAGACACUCUGUAUGAGCUUCGCUGCUCUUUGCAGCUAGCAGAAUUGGAGAGAGAAGGGGGAUUUUCUCCUCACGUGUCACCAUUCACUGCUGUCUCCGAUUUGGGACAUCUGCUGUCGAGAGCUGGCUUCAACACCCUCACUGUGGAUACUGAUGAAAUUCAGGUCAACUAUCCAGGGUUGUUUGAGGUUAUGGAAGACUUGCAAGGUAUGGGGGAGAGUAAUUGCUCUUGGAAUAGAAAACCUCUGCUGCACAGGGAGACAAUGUUGGCAGCUGCUGCGAUAUACCGAGAAAUGUACGGAAAUAGUGACGGCUCAGUACCUGCCACGUUUCAGAUCUACUACAUGAUUGGCUGGAAAUUCCAUGAAUCACAGGCAAGACCAGCUCAGAGAGGUUCUGCAACAGUUUCAUUUGGAGAUCUGGCAAAAAUAGAUGGACUUCUUUCAAGAGGAAAAAAAUAG